ACCUGCACGCCUAACGACUCACGAAAGGAGAUGCCCUACAUCGAUGGAUUUCCCGUGCAGGAGCACAAUUUUGCGGUUUUCGCGCGCGACGCGAAGGACUCGCUCACGCCCAACUCAACUCAGCGGACGACGCUGAUCGUAGCUGGGGUGUAUAUCGUCGUGAUCUUCAUCUUAUGGCACAUGCCGUAUCUGUCAGUCAUAAUCUAUCCGUUCAAGCUGUUGACUGUGGGAUUCCAUGAGAUGAGCCAUGCAUUGGCAGGCAUUCUCACAUGCGCGCACAUACAUUCCAUCGAACUUGACCCGGAUGAAGGCGGGGCGACCCGGAUGUCGGGAGGAAUACCGUGGAUCACCCUCCCUGCGGGGUACCUCGGGUCGUCGUUCAUCGGCGCCGCGCUCAUAGCGUGUGGGUUCGACACGAACGCGAGCAAGGUUGCGUCGCUCGCCAUGGCCGCGUUCUUCCUCUGUACACUGUGGUGGGCGAGGAAAAGCUGGCUACCGUGGCUGCUGAUCCUCGGCAUGUCUGGUCUAAUCGUGUUGUUCUGGUUCGUCGCUGGGGGUGUUGCUUUGAGAUACUUUGUGCUCUUCGUCGGCGUCAUGUCCGACAUGUACGUCCUCUGGGACGUCGUUGACGACACCAUUGCACGAAAGGUGAACGGCUCCGACGCCUCGUCGUUCGCGCAAAUUUGCGGAUGCUGUCCUUCACAAGUGUGGGGCGUCAUCUGGCUCAUCCAGGCCUUUGCGUUUUUUGCAGCGGGAAUCAUCAUUGGCCUCGUAGCAUUCAAGGAAUCCGCCUCCCAACAGGCAGAAGAUUCGAAGCAUUUCCUACCCGUACCCGGCUCUAGCGGCGCGAUGCAGCUCUUCCCUACGACCUUCUCCUCGACGGUGUUGUGUGCAGCAGUCACGACGAUGGUUUUGCUCCGUCGAUGGUAGCUCUCCCGGAGAUGAGUAAAUACGAGAUCUAGCGACUGGACGCUGCUUUGUAUACCGAUACUCACGACUCGCUUCUUGACAUGUACCGUUGUGCUCUUUGUAAUAUACUUGGGUGUGCUUUGUCCACAUCUCGUCC
Messenger RNA from Dichomitus squalens LYAD-421 SS1, 1066 nucleotides. RefSeq lists its product as uncharacterized. The record is from RefSeq and is a predicted model, not a curated record. NCBI's taxonomy places the organism in Eukaryota, Fungi, Basidiomycota, Agaricomycetes, Polyporales, Polyporaceae. Bases 31 to 930 code for a protein of 299 amino acids. The transcript is spliced from 12 exons.